Drosophila elegans is the source of this 6034-nucleotide messenger RNA. It is a transcript of the gene sti, whose product is annotated as citron Rho-interacting kinase. Gene Ontology annotation, molecular function: ATP binding; protein serine/threonine kinase activity. NCBI's taxonomy places the organism in Eukaryota, Metazoa, Arthropoda, Insecta, Diptera, Drosophilidae. Gene Ontology annotation, cellular component: actin cytoskeleton; cytoplasm. The record is from RefSeq and is a predicted model, not a curated record. Gene Ontology annotation, biological process: peptidyl-threonine phosphorylation; actomyosin structure organization. The transcript is spliced from 7 exons. The coding region runs from base 126 to 5687 and encodes 1853 amino acids.
CGGCUUCUGUCGGCGCUUCUUUUUUUUCCCAUUCAAAGCAAAACGACGACUGAAAUGCGCACGCAUUUUACGGGUUUCUGAAUAUCUAGUUUAUGUGAAAAAGUUAUAGACAUACGGAGCUCAAUAUGCCGCCCAAACUAGAGCCUAUUAGUGUGCGAACGGCGCGCCUGAACAACUUGAUUUUGGGAAAAGGUGUUGGCGUCUGUGCAAAGCCCGCUGGAAAUGCCUCCGGAUCGGGGGGAUCCGCAUCCACAUCUGUCAGGAGGAGCGUGAUACCCGUGAGCACCACCAGCGCAGCGGUUGCAGAGGCCAUAUGCCGCGAAGGACUCCUGGACGCCUUCUGCCUGUUGUACAACGAGUGCGACAAGGACACGCUGAAGAAGCGCGAUCGCAACAUCGCAGAGUUUGUCAACAAAUUUCGUCCCAUUGUGGAGGAGACCCGCAAACUCCGUGUGAAUGCCGAUGACUUUCUCAUCAAAACCCUUAUUGGACAAGGAUACUUUGGUAAUGUGCAUCUGGUGGUCGAGCGGCAAACUAAUGAUAUAUACGCCAUGAAAAAGAUUAAAAAGUCGGUGGUGACCACCUCGCAAGUGAAGGAGGAGCGAGAUAUCAUGUCCACCCGCCAUUCCGAGUGGCUGAUCAAUCUGCAGUACGCUUUUCAGGACAACGACAACCUGUAUCUCAUUAUGGAGUACAUGCCUGGCGGGGAUCUGCUCAGCUUGAUGUCUCGCCACGGCCCAUUUGAUGAAGAUCUGGCUCGAUUCUACCUGGCCGAGCUCACAGUAGCCCUUCACACGUUGCACGAGAUGGGAUACGUGCAUCGGGAUAUCAAGCCGGAGAACAUAUUAAUUGAUCGUUUCGGACAUAUCAAACUGGCUGAUUUCGGUAAUGCCGCUGCCCUGAAUAGGGACGGUCACGUGUUGAGCCUGUCGCCCGUGGGAACGCCAGAUUAUAUAGCUCCAGAGCUAUUGCAGACCAUAUCCACCUACAAGCUGUCUAAGUCGAUGCACGAUGUGAGUAGAACUGUGAGCUGCGAUUACUGGUCCAUGGGCAUCAUUGGCUACGAGCUAAUAUGCGAGACGACACCAUUCCAUGAGGACAAUGUUCAUGAAACCUAUUCUAAGAUUCUCUCCCACUGCGAGGAGAGUCACUUGAAAGAGCUAAUCAGCUUUCCCAGCGACCUAAAGGUGUCAAUUAACUACAGGAAUCUGAUCGAGUCACUGGUCACAAAUCCUUCGAAGCGGUUAUCCUAUGAGCGCAUUAAAAAACACCCAUUCUUUGACGAGGUUCCGUGGAAUGCCAUUCGGUCCCAGGUUCCUCCCAUCAUACCCACUAUUAAGUCCGAUGACGACACCUCCAAUUUCGAAGAUGGAACUCGACAUAAAACACGCAGAGAACAGGGGUUGACUAAAAAGUCGCUUACGACAAACAUGAAAUCCAAUGAUUUUUGUGGCAAGGAUCUGCCAUUUAUUGGUUACAGUUUUGUGCACAUGGAAAAGACAGCAAUAUCCGCUGCUACCGAUGAAAAAUUGCAGGAGAAACUUAAAGAUCUGCUGCUAAAACUAAAAACCAGAGAGAAUGAGAUUUCCAUGCUCAAACAAGAUCUUUUGCGGGCACAACAAUCGCUUAAAAAGACCGAUAAUAAAUCACAGGUCGUAUCCGAUGCCAAAGUGGAAAUCAAGAAGCUGCAGCAAAUUAUAAAGGAGAAAACAAUGGAGCUUAGCAACUGCAAGACGCAGAUCAAAACACUGCAGAGUUCGGCCAAAAUAGAUGAGGAAAUGUGGUCCAAGAAGGAAUCUACUAUAACCGAUCUACUUCGCUUGAAUCGACAAAAGUAUGAGGAAGCCAAAAUUGCAUCGGAACAGCGAUAUGAGAAACAAUUGGCCGACAAAAAACAAGAGCUAGCGUCAACGCUGCAAAAGUUGGAUGCUAGAGAGCUUGAAUUUAAUGCAAAGUUGGAGGAGUGCAAGCAUAUUUCCAUGAAAUUGCAGAACUACAAGGACAUGCUGCAGCAACUCAAAGAGCUGAAUCUUAAAUCCGAGACCAAUCAUGAGGAGCAAAAGCGACAAAUGGCUGAAUCGUAUGAGCAAAAGCUAACAGAUCUUCGAAAAAAAGUGCGAGACUCACAAGACACACAUCGUCGGAUGACAAUGGAGAUGCAAGAAAUACGCACCGAACUGGACGAAUCUAUAUGCUCCAGCAAGUCAACACAGGAAGCGAAGAACGCCACGGAGCGAAAUAUCGAGGACAUAUUGAGGCGACUUAACCAGGAGAUUGCCUCCAACAACGAGCUCCAUGCGGAAAAGGUCAAACUGGAGACGAAGCUGCAGCUGAAGGAAAAUGAAACCCAAGAAGUGAAAGCAGAAUGCCAUCGUCUUGAAAGGGAACUACAGCUUGCCGAAUGUCGCUGUCAGCUGGCUGAAUCUUCGCUAGCUUCGCAUACAUCUCCAUACGAAACUGCGCCUGGAUCUUUGACCGAACUGAACGCCAUCGAGGACCAACUGCGUGCCGAUUUAAUAGCCGCCAAAGAGGGCGAAACCCAUCAGAAGGGACGCGCCGAUCAACUUCAAACGCUGGUCACCAAACUAGAGCAAAUGCUCGAGCGAUUUAACGAGCAGAGUCUUUCACCCACAAAGUCGCACUCUUCUCGAAAGCAGGAAACCGAAACCGUGGGUGACAUGCUCGAGCGGCAAAACGAGAAAUUGGAGGAUAAAUUGGCUGCAGUUCGGGAACAGAUGAUUGUGGAGCGUCAGGCGGCGCGUACAGCAAAUCUUUCUCUCUGGAAAGUGGAGAAACAGCUCGAAGAAGCUUUGUCCGAGAAAAAGUUAUUAACACGACGCAUGGAACUAACCGAGGAUCGCAUUAAAAAGGCACAAAACGCCAACGAGGAAUCUCAGAGAAUGCUGAAGUCGUCACAAGAGGAAACACGCCAGCGGGAAUCUCGGAUCGAGGAGCUGAAACAAGAGCUGGCAGCCGCCAAACGGGAUGUCCUCAAGGAGCAUCGCCAAUGGGAAAAGGCCGAGCAGGAGCGCAUGAAGUGCAAGUCGGAGAUAAUCGAACACCUGGCUAAUGUCCACAAACUUGAGCAGCAGGAGAGUGAGUUGCGACAGAAACUAAAGCAAAUCCAAACCCGAUUCGAUGGCUUGACUUUGGAGCACAAGAAUACCAUGCGGGAGUUGCAGGAGGAGCGCGAUCGGAGCAGUAAAGCCAAUGAUUCCAGCCUGGCUUUGCAAAAGGAACUCAAACAACUCACGGAGAAUUUCCAGAGGUUGAAGUACGCUUGCAGCAUUACGGACAACCAAUUAACCGAGGUCGAAUCCAUGCUCAAAUCCGAACAGGAUCGCAAUAAAUCCCAAAAAUCUCAACUGGACAUGCUUCAUGGAAAAUUGAGGGAGAGAAACGAUCAGUUGACUGAGCUGCGGAAGGAACUAUCUGCCAUUGAAUCCGAAAAGCGUCUUGCCGAGAAGCGCGCCCAGGUUCUGGCAUCGGAAGUCGAGGAACUUCGACUGAACCUCAAGGAGCAGCAGAAGAAGCUGGUGGCGCAGCAGGAUCAGCUGGUGGAGCAGACAAACGUGCUGUUUGCCACCCAAGAGCGCGCGGAUCUUCUCGAAGGUCAGAAUGCCAAUUACGAAGCGCAAACUGUGGAUUCGGAUCGAGAGAUGCAUAGCCUAAAAGAGGAAAAUGCACGUAUUCUAAGCGAGCUUUUCCACAAGAAGGAGGAGGUGGCCAAUCUCCAGGCAGACAUAAGGGACUUGGAGUCGGCCCAAGCAGAUUUGCACGCGGAAAUCGAUUCUCUUCAGGAUACUUUGGCCGAGAAAGAGCAGUUCUAUGUGCAGCGCGAUAUCAAAUCAAAUGCAACUCUUGCCCAGCACAAGAAGCUGAUUGACUAUCUUCAGCUUAAAGUGGAAGACCUGUCCUCCAAGAAGAAGAAAACCCUGGCGGACAAGCUCUUCGGUUCCAGCCACACCAACAAGGAGAACAUAUCACCUAACGAUGUGGAGUCUUCUAUUCUGUAUCGUGCUCUAAAGGAGGAACUAAAGCGAGAACAAAAGUUGUGCAGCAUGCUGAAGGAGCAGGUGGCACAGUUGAACGGAACUGCAACUUUGCGCUCUCCUCGCAAGUCGGCGGCAGUUAAUGGCGACUCCGACACACCUAAACCAAGACCAGUAAGCAUUGCCGCCCUGCCACGUUCUCCACAGAAGCAGCAGUUGCCAUUGAAGCGCACAACUAGCCAAGUGGAACUGAAGACCACGGAGAAGUUGACCAAACCAGCCAGUGCAGAGCAGGCCCAUCACCGUUUUGAGCUGGCUCUGCAGGAGUCCAAGGUAGAUGCAGCCGACUGUGUAGUCUGUGGCCAGGUCAUCGUUGCCGGCUCGCCCUUCUGGAAGUGCCGGGAGUGCAAGGAUGUGACGCAUCGCAAGUGCCGGGCCAAUGUUCAGGGAGAUUGCGGAACCAAACCUACAGCACCGCCAGCAGAUGACCUAAGCAGUAUUCCAUCUGUCUCGAGCUUAGAUGUUGCAGGUUCAACAACCAGUAGCGAGUACAUUGGAUCGCUGGUCUACAGUUCCGAUUGCCCGGGGGAUCAGGCUGCUAAAAAGGAGAUCGAAGUGAACUGUGCCUUCGAGGUGGCCGAGCAGCAAAUACUCCUCCUGGGCUGUAACACCGGAUUGUAUGCGUACCACCUGGACUCCCAGCGCCUGGUGCACAUUUCUGGACUCGAGUCCGUGAGUUGUAUGUCCAUCUGCAAGCGUCUGGCUAAGGCAAUUAUGGUGGGCACGGUGGGCGAGAAGCUAUACCAGUGCGACUACCGGCAGUUGGAGUCGCGUUGCCAGAGUUCCAAUGCCUGUCAUAAGCCUGUGUUGGAGACCUCCGCCAUCGAGCUACCCUUUGCCAAUCGCACGCCUUCGGAGAAAUGGAAACUGGUGCUGAUCUCUGAUGAGGCAGAGAACGCUUUGGAUUCGGUGGCCAUUGCGGCUACGUCCACCCGGAUUGUCAUCUUGAAAUACGACCUCAAGUUGCAUAUGUUUAAGCCAGUUAGAGCUCUGGACACCACCACUCCAGUCACCUCUAUAUUCUUCACACGUCACUCAGCUAUUGUUACUUCGGAUAAGUUUUACGAGAUCGAUUUGGACAAUUAUGCAGCUGAGGAGUUUGUGGACCUUUCGGACAAGUCGAUGGAGAGCACUGCCAAGUGUCAGCCACUUACUGUUGUGCGCAUUUCUCGACAGGAAUACCUCCUCUGCUUUGCGGAGUGUGGAGUCUUUGUCGAUGAGUUUGGCUGCCGAUCCAGGCCCUGCGAUUUGAACUGGGUCUAUGCACCCACUGGCUUUGUUUACCGCGAACCCUUCUUAUUUAUUGCCCACUACCAAAGCGUGCAAAUAGUCCGUUUGCAUCGGUCCUUCAGCAAGGAACUGGCUAACGGGGACAAUGGCUCGGAGACCUCUGAAUCGCCGGAGCUGCAGCGCGUCUACUUGCCCCACUACAUGUCCACCCUGCUAGCGAACAGUGGAGAUGUCAACCUGUAUGCCGUGGCCAUUGAUCAGAGGCCUUGCAAUGGAACACAGAAGAUAUAUCACUUGGACACGAUGCAGGCGUUCAAGCAGAAGUUCAACGUCUCUAUGGAGACCAUUUCUUCGGUGGCCACUUCCGUGACUUUGGGCUCAGCGAUGACAGGUGAUAGUUUGUAGAUUAUUUCGCGAUUUCAACAAAACAUACUAUUUAAGCAACAAGAACAAAACUUUGUACUACAAUCUCAGUAGUAAAUAAGUGUAAGGUUAAGUUGCCUUAGAUUUUAAUUCAUGAAAAGGUUUUAGUUUCUGAUCAUCUUACUUUUUUAUUAAAAUUUGUAAGCAGAAUGGCAUUAUUGUAAUUUAAAUUACUCCCUAAAUACUUUUUGUGCGUAUACACAAAUAAAAUAUUCUUUGCCUCUAUUAAAACACUUUAAAAUGGGACUUCUCUUUAACAAAUAUGCCAAUAAUUUACUACUUAUAUUUAUUUUUAAUACUUACACUUAUAAUAUAACCUAGCAUUUGGA